Molecule: messenger RNA, 2288 nt
Organism: Xyrauchen texanus (razorback sucker)
Lineage: Eukaryota; Metazoa; Chordata; Actinopteri; Cypriniformes; Catostomidae
Product: ras-related protein Rab-1A-like
Exons: 6
Coding region: 172-780 (202 amino acids)
Molecular function (GO): GTPase activity; GTP binding
Source: RefSeq, a predicted model, not a curated record
GCUUCACACUCGAGUGGCCAUUUGUGUCUGUGUCUCCUCAACUAGACUGUUUUUAUCACCGAAUAAUAAAGGAUUUCAGCGGCAAACGAGUCUUGACCAGUCACCGAAUUCAUCGUGGAGAAGAAAACGACGGAAAAAUCUCGUCAGUUGGGAGUUUUUGUGCUGUCCAUCAUGAAUCCUGAAUAUGACUACCUGUUUAAACUUCUGCUGAUUGGAGACUCGGGUGUUGGAAAGUCCUGCCUUCUGCUGCGUUUUGCAGAUGACACGUACACCGAGAGCUACAUCAGCACAAUCGGAGUGGACUUCAAAAUCAGAACGAUAGAACUGGACGGAAAAACCAUCAAACUACAGAUCUGGGACACAGCCGGCCAGGAGCGAUUCCGCACCAUCACGUCCAGCUAUUACAGAGGAGCCCACGGGAUCAUAGUUGUUUAUGAUGUCACAGAUCAGGAGUCCUUUAAUAACAUUAAACAGUGGCUACAGGAGAUCGGUCGCUAUGCUAGUGAAAAUGUCAACAAACUCCUGGUGGGGAACAAGUGUGAUCUGACCACAAAGAAACUUGUGGAUUACACGACAGCAAAGGAGUUCGCAGACCCUUUGGGCAUCCCGUUCCUAGAGACGAGUGCGAAAAGCUCCACUAAUGUGGAACAGGCCUUCAUGACCAUGGCGGCUGAGAUCAAGAAGAGAAUGGGCCCCGGGGCCACUGCAGGAGGGCAGGAGAAAUCCAACGUCAAAAUUCAGAGCACGCCGGUCAAAACGUCCUCCGGAGGGUGCUGCUGAGGCCCCAAUGCCUUAAACCAAUAACACCAUCCAGACAACAGUAACGUCACCUACCAUACGCCACAGCUGAAUUAGGACAGGAGAGGAUGUUAGUGUGUGUAUGUGCAAAUAAAGACUUAAAAUAUGAAUGAAUGGUAUUGAGAGGUAAGAAAGGAAUAAAUGAAAUAUUGCUUGAUUUUGUAUGCAUGCAUGACCGGACCAACAUGUUUCCAACGGUUUGAUAAUACAUUUAGUGACCAGAAUAUACAGGGUUAAAUCUCAGAUCCUGUAAAUCCAUUUAGACAAACGUCCACAAGCACUUCGGAUGACAAAGUGUCAUUUAUGACGUUUUUAGAGGACCGCAACAAGAUUUUGAACUUGCUCAUUGGAACUUCGUACGAAGCAGUGGACUGUGAUGUCAUAGUGGACUUCUGAAACACUGGUUCCUGGUGACCUCUCAUUCAACUGCUGCCUUUACUCUGGCUUGGGUGGACCGUUAGCCGUUUUCCGCAUUUAGUUUUAUCUUUUAUCCGUGCAAUGCAAACAGCAUUUCAAUAUGUGGUCCCACUGAAGGGGGUCACAACACUUCAAAUGAGCGUUACUAGUCAGUGUACUAGUUGAUCGCCGUAAUACUAACAGCAAUACUUUGUGUGUUAGUUUAUUUUUGUGUAAUAAUCUGAAAAAAAAGAUACCAAAACUUGACCAGCGGGCCACAUAUAGUUGUAUACAUUGUAAAUCUAACUGUUCAUAAUAUCACAAAUUGGUUGACUAUAUCACUGGUUUUGAUGCUUUCUCAUACAACAUGUAAAUCCUGUAAACUGGAUUCAGAAGCAGCAUUACUUUCUAAAUGAAUCUUUAGCAACAUUGUUUACACUCAGACAGCACAACAACAGUCACUGUAACAGCAAUGCUGAAACUAUCAAAUGUAUGUAAUAUAAAUGUAUCUAUAUAGAUGUAAUCACUGCAAUGCCUGAUCCCAUUGAGCAACACAUGACAGAAACAUGGGAAGUGACAUCACAAUGAGUAGUUAAAGAAACAUUCCGUCUUUCUUGAUUUUUUCUUCUGUAUUUUUCUUUGAUGUCACACAAAGUUUAAAUAAACUAUGAAGGAAAUGUUUAAUAAAAGUGGUUUUAACUGGAGCAUUUUCCCAUUUUUAAAGUCAUGUUUCUUGAGUUCUGUAUUGCUCUUUAUUUCCACUAUGUGGCGAUGUUAUCCUAAAGCUGAGUUUGUGCUGGGGAGGUUUUGAAAGAAUGGAGAUGCUCAAAUUAAGAUCUUUUAUCACAGCCAUGUGAGCGUCCAUUAGAUCUUAUUAGAGUUUAAUCUACACAUUGUAUACCGCUUACUACUUUGGGCAGCUUUUACUCUAUAUUCUCAUCUCUUAUUAAUGUGAUUUAAUUGCCUGGUUUGUUCAUUUAUGGCUGAAAAACACCUUUGACUCAUCAUGUUUGUUGUCUUUAGUAUAAAGGUCCCUUGCUGACAUGGCACAACUUGUGUAUUUUGAAUAAAUUACCUGCUUUUCAAUGGGAGUC